This is a messenger RNA of Corticium candelabrum, 2795 nucleotides long. RefSeq lists its product as uncharacterized. Gene Ontology annotation, cellular component: plant-type cell wall. The record is from RefSeq and is a predicted model, not a curated record. Bases 8 to 2629 code for a protein of 873 amino acids. Gene Ontology annotation, molecular function: alpha-L-arabinofuranosidase activity; xylan 1,4-beta-xylosidase activity. NCBI's taxonomy places the organism in Eukaryota, Metazoa, Porifera, Homoscleromorpha, Homosclerophorida, Plakinidae. Gene Ontology annotation, biological process: arabinan catabolic process; xylan catabolic process. The transcript has a single exon.
GCUCGCUAUGAGGCUUCUUGCAGUUGUCGUUUUCGUCGCCAGCAUUUUUGUGUUCUAUGUGAAUGCAGACAGUUGUCUUGGAGAGUUCGAACUAUGCCCAAUGUCAGGAGAGUGCGUUCUGGAUUCUUCUUUGUGCGGCCGCUGCAAGCAAGGCCAAUAUCUUUGCCCUCUCAAUCAGACUCACUGCGCUAUUUCUGUUGAAGACUACGUCAACUGUCCUAGUAUAAAAGGAACACACUUGGAUUGGACUCUGUCGGUAGAUGAUCGUUUGCAGUAUCUCGCCAAAGCAGCAACUUUGAUGGACAAGAUCGGUCAGAUGACCAAUGAUGCACCUGCUCUGGUUCAUCUAGGGAUUCCUGGUUACAACUGGCUUAAUGACGACGAACAUGGCGUUCGUGAAAGUCACGCAACUCAGUUUCCUAAUGGAUGUGGAUUGGGUGCAUCUUGGUCGAAGCAACUUUUGCAUGAUGUUGGCUGGGUAGUUGGUCUGGAAGCCCGCGCUCUGCACAAUGGCUUUGUUCACGCUGGAAACAGAGGGCAUCAUGAGAAUGGAGCUGGAAUCACUUUGUAUGCCCCUAACAUGAACCUAGUUCGAGAUCCACGUUGGGGUCGAUCUCAGGAAGUUUACUCAGAGGAUCCCUACCUUUCAGCUCAGCUCACCUAUAAUUUUGUUUCUGCAUCUCAGGGAAAUUUUUCUGGAAAAUAUUUACUAGCUGCAGCAUGUUGCAAACACUAUGCUGCUUAUGAUAUUGAGUCGUCACCGCAGUCAAGAGUAACAUUUUCUGCCAAGCUUGAUGCGAGAAAUUUAUGGGAGACCUAUUUGCCAGUAUUUAAGGCCUGUGUCAGAUAUGCUCAAGCAGGUCACGUGAUGUGUAGUUAUAAUGCAAUUAAUGGCAUUCCAACUUGUGGAGAUCCGAAUUUGAUGAAUGGUGUUUUGAGAAAACGAUGGAAAUGGAAAGGAUUUGUUGUAAGUGACUACGAUGCAUGGGCAAAUAUUGCAUCUACUCAUCAUUACUGUCCCGAUCUUACAUGUGCAGCUGCGGUUGGUCUGAAAGCAGGACUCGAUCAAGAGGGAGGUGGGAACAGAGCUGUUAAUGAAUUACCUAAUGCACUUAGUAUGAAAAAUGUGACUGAAGAAGACAUUGACACUGCAUUUAAGCGUCUAUUUCGCAUUAGAAUUUUGCUAGGAAUGCUUGAUCCACCCAGCAUGGUUGCUUGGAACCAAAUCAGCAAUAGGAGUUCAGAAAGUCCUGACCAUAUUAUGUUGGCACGGCAGGCUGGUAGAGAAGCUAUUUGUUUGUACAAAAACAAUAAGAAUGUUCUUCCCUUAACAACCAAAAUAAAGAAAAUUGCUGUGAUUGGUCCAUCUGCAAGUCAGACAGGUUUAUUGUUAGGCAACUAUGCCACAUAUCCAGAUGACGGUGUAGUUUCAAUUGUAUCUGGCAUUCAAUCAGCAUUGGGAAUUAUUCCAUCCAAUGUCACUGCUAACUGCACGGUUGAAAAGAAUAUUGACUAUUUUGUAGCAGGGGAGGGAGGCUCUGCAUCUCCAAAUAGUACAAACUGCUGUAUUCAGUGUAUGAUUGACCCUUCUUGUCAAUAUUACACAUGGUUUCAGCAAACGUGCUACAAGAAAACGUCAGAUGCUGGUCGUCAGCAAAGUGAGGGAAGGAUAUCUGGGAAAUGCUUAUCCAAACCAGAAGGUAAUGGGCAAGUAGUUGUUGCACCUGGAUGUUCUUCUGUACAGUGCACUGAUAAGUCUGGAUUUGUUGAUGCUGUAAAAGCUGCAGAUGGUGCUGAUGCCAUUGUGGUUGCAAUUGGGUUAGAUCAGCGCGAAGAGUCCGAGGGUCAUGAUCGGUCAGUAAUUGAACUACCGGGAUAUCAAGGUGAUCUGGUUUCAGCUUUACGAAAAGCGUACAUGAAUACACCUUUGAUAGUGGUAUUGGUACAUGGAGGAACACUUGGUCUAGGCAAUGUAGUAGAAGAUGCAGAUGCAAUUGUGGAUGCUUGGUAUCCAGGAAUGCAAGGAGGCAAUGCAGUGGCGGAUGUUCUAUUUGGAAAAUACAAUCCAGCUGGAAGAGCGUCUGUCACAUACUACAAGACAACAUCAGACCUUCCUCCUCCUGGAAUGAUGGAUCCUUAUGCUAAUGGUACAAACAGCCAUGGUCUUACAUACAGAUUUUUUACUGAAGAACCACAAUAUUCGUUUGGAUUUGGCUUGUCUUACACAACAUUUACUUACUCUGACCUUAAGGUAAACAACAGCAUGCCAAAAGCAUGUGAUGUCAUUGGAAUUAGUGUGACAGUGAAAAACACGGGUGAUAUGAAUGGUGAUGAGGUAGUUCAAGUUUAUGUCAAGCAGCCUUCUGCUACUGUUCCUGUACCUCAGAUUCGGUUGGCUGACUUUGAGCGAGUUACAAUCAUGAAAGGGUCUUCAAUGACAGUUCAGUUGUCUAUCCAGCCUGACUUUCAUUCUGUUGUUUAUUCAACAACCAACAUCUUUGAUGGACAAAUAGCUGUCGAGAAGGGUCCUUUAGGAAUUUAUGUUGGGGGAGGUCAACCUCAAUUUUACAGUGGCCAUGUCAACACCACUGUUAUGAUUCAAGAAACCAAGAUGCUAGACACUUGCUAGUGUUCUGACGUAGAAUUUCGAGGUUUUCACAGGCUGAAAAGCGUAUUUGUUUUUUCACAAUUAUUUCAUGUAUCAUUGUAGAUCUUGUGUCACAGAGUGGGUUGGUAUUUGUCUGGUGCGUUCUUUGUGCUUACCUGUAUUCUAUUUACAAUUUUUUCAUGUGAAA